Drosophila yakuba is the source of this 2300-nucleotide messenger RNA. RefSeq lists its product as uncharacterized. The record is from RefSeq and is a predicted model, not a curated record. The transcript has 5 exons. NCBI's taxonomy places the organism in Eukaryota, Metazoa, Arthropoda, Insecta, Diptera, Drosophilidae. Bases 72 to 2120 code for a protein of 682 amino acids.
GUAUCGUGUCUUUAGGGAGGGGAGAAGGAAGCGAUCCCUGAGCCAAACGAACUGAAGCCAUCGAUAUCCUGAUGUCCUACGUAUCGAUGCUGCACUGCCAUUUAACGGCUCAUCGCUUAAGGAGACGUCAUUUUACCUUUGGCAAGUGGACUGGCAUCCGUUUCCGGAAAAUCGCCAAAACCAGAAGUGCCGUUCUACGGGAUAAGAGUUGGAGCAUGAAGAAAAUAAAGUUCGUUAGCAAGCGGCAGAAGAAGCGACAGGGUAGCCCCGGGCAGCCCCAUCCUGGUCCAUUUCCUUUAGGGCAAAGCAAGGUGCAUACGCCACCAAGUGCAGCGCAUGCGCAGCAGGCUGGAGUGCCCAGGAAUGGGAGGAAGGAGUACAAGGCUGGGAGCGGCCAGAGGAACCCGACACGCAUGGUUGCCACCACACGGCACUAUCCAAACAAUCCGAAGCAAUUCGUUCCGACAAACAACGAUAAUCGCUUUGCCCGCUUGCAGAGCAGUGGGAGCUACAAUAGCAGCAUCGAUAGCGGAAAUACGAUGACUAGACACGCCAGCAGCAGUGGAACCGGAAGUGGAACCGGAAGUGGAAGUGGAACCGGAAGUGGAAGUGGAAGUGGGAAUAGCUACUACUCCAAGGAUCUGGAGAAGGGCUUUAUACCCAAUUCGAUUUACCACUACCAAAACGCGCACGCCAUCACCUUGGGCAGCUUCAUCGAUGAUCAGUUCUUCAAGCAAAGCAAGCCAAACUCUGGCAAAUCCCAGAAGGCCAAGGAGCAGCCACCGCCAAUGGAGUCGCAGAAGUCAAUGAAUUCAAUGGAGGCUAUGGAGCCCAUGGAGCCAAUGGGUGAGACGGAGCCCUUCUUUGAUGCUCCAAGCGAAUCCCUGGCAGGCCACACAGUUACAGUCGAUGCGCCAUUGACGAUGCCCAUCGAUCUCGAGGAUGGGUAUCCCGAUGUGCCAGUGUAUUACGAGGUACCCAGGGAUUUGAUGAAGCCACCCACACAGAAUGUCGAGGCACUGAAGCAGUUCUGUGGUUGGGCUUCCGCUAACUUGCGACGCAACCCAUUGGGUCUGAAGUUCCUAAACACGGACGACCGUUCUGAUGAUGAGGAUACGUUUGCUAACCAAACGCUAAAGCCCAUUGGCUACGAAAUGCUGAUGUCCAUGAAGCACAGGAACUAUAUGGAACGCCUCUACCGCUACCAGGUGGAGCAGAUAGUGCUUAUGGUGGAGACCACCAAGUAUUUGUGGGAGAAUUAUAGAUACGAUCGCAGGCUUCUGCCAAACAAGACCAUUUGGAGUGUGGAGCGCCAUCAGCUGAAGAAAUUGUUAUGCAAUCGUCGCAACUUUAUGCAGAGAAAGCCAAGAUAUAUGAGAAACAAUGCAUUGCCCCAGCAAAAUUCUACUUAUUCGAUGCCCUCGAACAUGGUCAAUGCAUCUGAUCCGCGGUACUGGAUACCGAAUUGCUGUUCCAUGCAGCUUGGUUGCUUGGGGGGUUCCAUUAGUGAGCCGCCUCCCGUAAGCCAAAUCGAGUCGUGUCCAAACAUGUGUCUAUAUGAGAACUGGUGGGAUAAUGCCAACUACGUGAACUCCUUUGCAAAGAUGGAUCUAUUCGAGGUCAACCUGUCGCCGACGGAGAUCCACGCUGCGCAGAUGUACGCCCUCCACGGCGAGGCGUUCUUCGAGAUGGCCAAUUGCAGGUACUCUAGGGAGGAGUCUAUGGGCUGUCUCGCCCCAUUUAGUCAGCGCCAGCAGCUUCAGCAGCUCCAGCAGCCUUACGUCCAUUCAUCUACUGUCCAACAGUUGGUGGGCAGCGUGCCCAGGUCGCUGCCGAGGCGCCCGGAGCAGCAGGAGAAUCAGCAGACCAUGCGUUACUCAAGAGCUAUAGAGGAAGGACCAUGUGCAGGAGGAUUUGGUGGAGGGGAAGAGGCUGGUGGACGCAAGAAAACCGGCAUAAUGGUGAAAUUGAGUGGGAGUUCGACAAUGACCCUUUUGAGUGUUGGUGCUAGAGGAUCGGAGGGACCGAAAGAUGAUCUCAAAAAAAUCGAAGAUCUCGCCUUUAACAUAACAAACUUCCCACCGCUUCCCGGGCCUUCGAAAAAAUGCAGAACUAAAUAAUCAAAAAUGGAAAAUCUCAGAGGAAUAGGACGAUCUAGAGCAGAAAUAUUUAAAACAUCUUUUUGUGCCUAGACCCUUUAUUUUGUAUCCUUGAAACAUAUCUAUUGUUAACAAAUAAUUGAUUUUCACUAACUUUUCACUCAUUUCAUACUAACACCAAAUAAAACAACUAAUUAUUAA